AUCAACAUACCUAACAUGCAAGAACUUAAUAAUAAUGAGCGACUGAACUCACUUCAGUUGUCUUCUAAGACACAUCCAGUAGCAAUGUGGUCGUUAUAUUUAUUUGUGUUUUCGGGGUGUUUUUUACUAAAAGUGGAAACCAAAAGCAGCCUAACCUUCGUUAUAGAUGACACAUAUUCUAUGUUCGAUGAUAUAAACCAAGUGAAAGAGAAUACUAAUUUGGUAUUUGAUGCAGUGUUAUAUUCUAACGAUUCGCAAAUUGACAACUUUAUAAUUGUUACCUUUAAUGACCCAGUUUCGGAAAAUAAAGUAUUAACAGUAACAAAAGACAGAGCGACAUUUAAGUUAGCCCUAGCUUCCAUAUCUGUGCACGGGGGAGGUGACUGCCCAGAGCACUCCAUGAGUGGGAUAGAGAUGGCGCUGGAAGUCAGCCACCCCUCAUCCUACAUCUACGUGUUUACCGACGCCACCGCCAAGGACUAUAUGAAACUCGAAAAAGUGAAAAAUAUGGCCGUGAGCCAGCAAUCACAGGUAGUAUUUCUUCUGACGGGAGACUGUGGUAUGACAAAAAACAACCCCGAAUACGCAGCGUACUAUUCCAUCUCGAAAGCCACUGAUGGAAAAGUGUUCCACAUGCAGAAGUCUAACGUUGGCGAGGUAAUAAACUAUGUUGCGGAGACUAUUGAAAGCAAAAAGACUAAAUUGGUAGAAAAGUCACUUCCCCCUGGUCAUCAUGAAGUGAAAUAUAAAGUGGAUGAAACUGUGAAAGAUACUACCAUUGUCUUGACCGGCGACAAAACGACUGAGGUGAAAGUUUUCCAACCAAAUGGGACAGAAUCAGAAACUAAAACUAUUGUGGACAUACCUAGCACUAAGGUUUUGAAGAUAUCAUACCCAGAACCUGGCAACUAUACAGCCAAAGUGGACAGUGGGGCUGAAUCCACACUGACCGUUACGGCCAAAACUUCGUUUGAUUUUCGCCAUCGAUUUUCGCCAUUGUUGAGUACUUCUAUAGAUGCAAUGUCCAAUCGACCAAUGGCAGAUGUCAACUCGUUUAUAAUGAUACAACUAGAAACUCCAGAUGAUAUCAAGUUGAGAACAAUUGACAUCGUAGAUUUUGAUGAUAAUGUACUUAUGGCGUUUGAUGCACAAGUUUUGGAUGAAAAAAGAAAAAUAUACUAUGCUUCCCGAUUCGUGCCGCCGACCAAUCAGUUUAAGAUUGUUAUUAAUGCUCAAAUUUCUAAGACGGGUGAAGUGAUAAGAAGGUACAGUAAGCCAGUAGAACCACAACGACCGGAAUUAGUGAAAUCAUUACCGAAAGAUCCAACAGUGGAGAUUAUGGAAGGGGCCAAAGUAUUUGCAUUCUACAACGACCUGUUGAAAUUUACCUGCAAAGUUAAAGGGUAUCCUGAACCUACCGUCAUUUGGGAGCACGUGGAGUCAGGGACAAAAAUUAAUUCUGAAUUUUCAGUGAUAGAACCACCAUAUGACUACAUGAGUACCAUGCGUGUUAACAUCAAAAGGAGUGGUACAUACAGAUGUAAAGCUUCGACCAAUGGUGUCGACGCUAGCGGCAUUAUGGAAGUCACUGUGAAACACCCAAUCGAACGACCCGUUAUAAAUAAAGGCAUUACAAAAGUUAAUAUUAUAGAAGGAUCAGAUGUAAAAUUAACUUGCAAUUUGUUAUCCGGUAAGGCAAACACAAGCAUUACAUGGAGGGACUUCCAUGCAGAUUCAGACGGAUAUAGUCUGUACACGUCUGGUGACAAAUCUACUCUUGUUCUCCACAAAGUGAAGAGAGACCAAGCCGGUAGCGUGAGGUGUGAGGCACGGAAUACUGCCGGCUCCGAUCAUCAUUACGUUAGGUUAAAUGUUGAAUAUCCACCAACAAUACGAAAAGAUAAAAGGAGUGUUAUUUUGAAAGAAGGAGCAUCCAAAACUUUGUAUUGUACAACAGAAGGGAAUCCCAAACCACACGUGAUAUGGACUUUAAAUGAUAAAAUCGUCGUCUCGAAUAAAGAUCAUCAUAUAUACAGAGACUACAGUUUAAAAAUCAAACCCAUCGGGGAGAAUAGUGGUAAUUACACAUGUCAAGCGCGAAACAAGCUCGGCACAGAUAAAAACACGAUUGAAGUCAAAUACAUAGUGCCAAUAAGCAUAGAGAUACCCGAAAGAAGCACCAUAGAGACACGCGUCGGGAGGAAUAUAAAAUUGGAGUGCCAUGCUAGUGGAUACCCUGAGCCAACUACAGAGUGGACCUUCAGGAGCAUGGAGCCUAAAGUUGCUCCAAAAAUUUUAAAGGGUGACAGUAGUGGGUCGCUGUCUCUGAAUGGCUUGACGUAUAGCGACGACGGCUUCUAUACUUGCAACGCGAGCAACAUUGGUGGCGAAACCAAUAUCACUUAUCAAAUUAACGUUUAUGGUCCUCCAGAAAUAGUGAACGUUGAAAAUACAAUAUACAGAGCCGUGGAAGGUGACCUCGCAGUACGUAUCCCUUGCAAAGCUGUUGGUAAACCGAAACCCAUUAUUACUUGGACUUUUUCAGGCUUCAACAUUGCUAAAGGCACAGAGUUCUACGACAUUGGAGAUGACGGAACUCUGGUGGUAAAAAACGUGGAUGUCAAAUCAAGGGGAUACCACUUGUGCAAGGCGGCGAAUCGUUUGGGUACAGACCAAAAAUACUUCUUGAUAGAUGUUAGACGUUCUCCAUAUGACGAGCCAACCUCAUCAGUUGUAGCACUAAAGGAAGGGGAGAGUGCUUUGGUUAAUUGCAGCAUUCCUCACGAAAUCGGAAGCAAACUAAGAUGGUUCAAAGAUGGAAGGUUGAUAUCAGAGGGGGAAUUAAUAAUACAUGAAGCAAAAGCUGAAGAUUCAGGCCGGUACAACUGUAGGGUUAGCACAUUUGUUGGUGCCAGCUCGGCUACUGUUGAAGUGAUAGUAGCUUCUGCGCCGGAGUUUCAGACCGAACCAGAGACAAGCAUAGAGUUUGACGAGAGGUCCUUCGUUGAGCUCGAUUGCACGAAUUAUGCUGAACCUGCUGCUAAGACGGAAUGGUAUUUUAAUGGAAAACGAGUGGACACCGACAGCGAAACACAUUACUUUCAAAUGCAGUACUCUGAUAUUGGAGAAUACAAGUGUGUAGUGUCUAAUGAAGUUGGAAGCAUCAACCGGACUUUUGUUAUUAAAUCACAUGAUUGUGCCUUGCAUAUACAAAACGAUUUCACUGGAAACUUGCCAUCAAUAUUCGUGCCUCAUUAUCUAUCAUUGAUAACAGCUGGUGACUAUAUGUACAUUCCUAAGGGCCUAUCCCUCGAUCUGUCAUGCCCUAGGAGUUUCAAAAAUAUACCGAAGUCAAAGAUUUCUGCCACAUGCAUCGAAGAAACUAAAUUUGCAGUCGACGAUAGGGUUUAUAAUUUUGAAGAUUUUAAAUGUUUUUCUAAAAGACAGCUUGAGAUUUCAAGGAGAGGUUUUCGAUGUAGUCACAUCGACUCCGAAAUAGUUGAUGUUGGAUUUUAUAUAGAAGGCAAAUUUUCUCCCGUGUAUGAAGUUUGUGUGAACAAAAGGAAUAACAUGCCAAUUUUCACAAAAGUUGCAUUAAGACGAACUUUAUCUGGUGUGGCUCCGAAAAAUCCUGAAUGGUUUGAAAGUACACAUGUACCUUUUAACUUCCAAACUAUGUACGAUUGUCGUAAACAGAAUUUAGAGAUAUCACGGGCUUUAAACAGAUGGUUCCCUGUGGAUGAUCAGUGUUGUUUUGGGAAGAGACAAUUGGUUAGCCCUAAGGACGUGAUGCCUGGACUUUCCCAAGUGGCUACUUAUAGCAAUUUGAAUUUGAUCGCUCAGUGGAGCUCCUGUCAUGCUGAGAAUUGGGACAAUUUGGAAGAGCGCAUUCGUCUGCUAGCAAAGACGACGGACAAGAAAUUGCUGCUGUGGACAGGCCAGGCGGACUCGUUAACUCUGAGGGACUCCGGAGGACACCUCAUCAAUGUCACUCUCUCUGACGGGGACAGAAGGCAACCGGUGCCCAAGUAUUUGUGGAAGGUAAUCCAAGACCCGUCAUCGCGUAGGUCCCUGGCCAUCAUCCAAGUCAACAUUCCUGACCUGACUCCCUCGGAAGCUAGUAGGCACGUCCUUUGCGCCGACGUCUGUGACAGAGUCGCCUGGAUGAGUCACGGAACCUGGCGUGACGUCACAAAAGGAUUUACCUACUGCUGUGGCGCCCGCGAGUUUGAAAAAGCUUUCGGUUAUAAAAACACUUUCAGUCGCGGUGGAGACGACAUUCUGAGUAAUAUUGAGUACAUUUCGACGAGUUCCUUAGUAGUUUAAGAAAGUUAUUUUCUUUGAUGAAAAUUUAAUAGUAUUUAUAAGAUUAAUUGGCAUGUGAUAUUUUAAAAAAUUAAGAAUACAAAAAAUUCCAAAAUGGUUA
Plodia interpunctella (Indianmeal moth) is the source of this 4426-nucleotide messenger RNA. RefSeq names its product hemicentin-1-like. Bases 16 to 4326 code for a protein of 1436 amino acids. NCBI's taxonomy places the organism in Eukaryota, Metazoa, Arthropoda, Insecta, Lepidoptera, Pyralidae. The record is from RefSeq and is a predicted model, not a curated record. The transcript has 24 exons. Gene Ontology annotation, molecular function: metal ion binding; nucleic acid binding; hydrolase activity.